This is a messenger RNA of Manis pentadactyla (Chinese pangolin), 2110 nucleotides long. It is a transcript of the gene CERS2, whose product is annotated as ceramide synthase 2. Gene Ontology annotation, cellular component: membrane. NCBI's taxonomy places the organism in Eukaryota, Metazoa, Chordata, Mammalia, Pholidota, Manidae. The coding region runs from base 146 to 1285 and encodes 379 amino acids. The transcript has 11 exons. Gene Ontology annotation, molecular function: sphingosine N-acyltransferase activity; DNA binding. The record is from RefSeq and is a predicted model, not a curated record. Gene Ontology annotation, biological process: ceramide biosynthetic process.
GGAGGAGGGAGCGGGCCGGCGGGCGGGCGGAAGGGGGAGGAGAGGCGCGGGCCGAGCCAGUCCUGAGGGGCCCCGGGGCGCGGACGAGGGCACACGGAGCAGCGGCUCCCGGCCCGGCCAGCUCCGCGACGCCGCCGCCGCCGAGAUGCUCCAGACUUUGUAUGACUACUUCUGGUGGGAACGACUCUGGCUGCCUGUGAACUUAACCUGGGCUGAUCUAGAAGACCGAGAUGGACGUGUCUACGCCAAAGCCUCAGACCUCUAUAUCACACUACCCUUGGCCUUACUCUUCCUCAUCAUUCGAUACUUCUUUGAGCUUUAUGUGGCUACACCACUGGCCUCCCUCCUGAAUGUAAAGGAGAAAACUCGGCUGCGGGCACCUCCCAACCCCACUCUGGAGCAUUUCUACCUGACCAGCGGCAAGCAGCCCAAACAGGUGGAGGUAGAGCUUUUGUCACGGCAGAGUGGGCUCUCUGGCCGCCAGGUAGAGCGCUGGUUCCGCCGCCGCCGCAACCAGGACCGGCCCAGUCUCCUCAAGAAGUUCCGAGAAGCCAGCUGGAGAUUCACAUUUUACCUGAUUGCCUUCAUUGCUGGCAUGGCUGUCAUUGUGGAUAAACCCUGGUUCUAUGACAUGAAGAAAGUCUGGGAGGGAUAUCCCAUACAGAGCACCAUCCCUUCCCAGUAUUGGUACUACAUGAUCGAACUUUCCUUCUACUGGUCCCUGCUCUUCAGCAUUGCCUCUGAUGUCAAGCGAAAGGAUUUCAAGGAACAGAUCAUCCACCAUGUGGCCACCAUCAUUCUCAUCAGCUUCUCCUGGUUUGCCAAUUAUAUACGAGCGGGAACUCUUAUCAUGGCUCUGCAUGACUCUUCUGACUACCUGCUUGAGUCAGCCAAGAUGUUUAACUAUGCGGGCUGGAAAAACACCUGCAACAACAUCUUCAUCGUCUUCGCCAUUGUCUUCAUCAUCACCCGACUGGUCAUCCUGCCCUUCUGGAUACUGCACUGCACUGUGGUGUACCCACUGGAGCUCUAUCCUGCCUUCUUUGGCUAUUACUUCUUCAAUUCCAUGAUGGGAGUGCUACAGAUGCUGCAUAUCUUCUGGGCUUACCUCAUUUUGCGCAUGGCCCACAAGUUCAUAACUGGAAAGCUGGUAGAAGACGAACGCAGCGACCGGGAAGAAACAGAGAGUUCAGAGGGGGACGAAGCUGCAGCUGGGGGAGGAGCAAAGAGUCGGAUCCUUGCCAAUGGCCACCCCAUCCUCAAUAACCAUCGUAAGAAUGAUUGAACUGUGUCCCUGCUGCCCCUCAGAUUAAUGCAUAAGGCCAAGGACCUUCCCCAUGGGGUUGCUUUAAGUUCUGGGGAGAAAGGAGAAAGCCCUGCUUAUCACCCAGUUGCCUUUAAACCAAAUUUCAACCAGCUUAUCACCAGGUACAGGGGAGGUUGGUUUAUCUUUGCUAGAGAGGGGAUAGUCUUAUUUUCCUCUCUAUUUUCUAAGUUGUCCUUUCCAUUGCUUUUGAGACCCUUACUCAGCUAUAGGGGUGGGAGAGUUACAACUCACAUUCCUUAUUCUUCAGAAUUUGGCCCUAGCUAUUCGCCUUUGACUCUUUGACUUUCAGAGCCAGGGUCGUGCCUUACCGUCCCAUUUGUGGGCCUCAUUCUGCCAAAGUUGGACCAAGGCUCACCUUUCUAUAAGCUCCCUAAGUCGGGCCAGAAACCAAAGCUGACUUAACUUCUUCCCUCCUCAGAUACAAAUGAAUUGAGUGUAGGAGGGUACACAUGACCCUUACCCUACCUCUGCCAAAAUGUGGGGCCAUCCUGGGGACUGCUGACAGUCAGCCUGUGCUCUUUCUCUGCUAGCUGUUCCCCUAGUCACAGGUCUAAGAUCCAACUGCCUCCUUUCUCUGGCCUUUUCCCCUAGGCUAGCUGGUUUGGAGUAGAAUGGCAACUAGUUGUACUUUUUAUUUAUUAAACAUUCGGGAUUUUGGGUUUAAAGCCAGAAUUACAGCUAGCACCUGGCAUUUCAGCAGAGGGACCACUUAAGACCAAAAUGUACUGUUAAAAGUAUUUUUUAAUUAAAAUAUAUUAAAGAUUAAGUAAAACAUGGCAACAA